AUGGCAUCAUUAACUACUGGAGGUGAUAGUGAACAUUUAGGUAUACCAAAGGCAGUAUUUGUUGAUGAUGUAGACAGUUUUAUGCAACAACCAGAAAAUGAUUCUCCGGAUACAGUUAUUCGAAGACUUGACGAUUUGGGUAGCAAAUAUCGAUUUAUGGAAAUGAAUUUAUUACAAAAGAAAAAACGUUUACGAGGAAAAUUACCUGACAUUCAAAUUUGUUUAGAUAUGAUUGCACAACUUCGUAAAUAUCGUGACAACGAUACCGAUAUGAAAACAAAUUUUCUCUUAUCUCACAAUCUUUAUGGCAAAGCAAUCAUGCCACCCACUGAUAAAGUUUGUUUAUGGCUAGGUGCUAAUGUCAUGCUUGAAUAUACACUAGACGAAGCUGAUGAAUUAUUACGUGGAAAUCAAAGUGCAGCACAAAAAACACUUCAAAAAGUUGUUGAAGAUCUUGACUUUUUAAGAGAUCAAAUUACAACAACUGAAGUAAAUAUGGCUCGCUUACACAAUUGGACUGUUAAACAAAAGCAACAACACAAUAGAAAAUAA
Messenger RNA from Rotaria socialis, 552 nucleotides. The record is from the annotation of a GenBank genome assembly. NCBI's taxonomy places the organism in Eukaryota, Metazoa, Rotifera, Eurotatoria, Philodinida, Philodinidae.